Messenger RNA from Cooperia oncophora, 1344 nucleotides. The record is from the annotation of a GenBank genome assembly. NCBI's taxonomy places the organism in Eukaryota, Metazoa, Nematoda, Chromadorea, Rhabditida, Trichostrongylidae.
AUGUCUGAAUACAUUACUGCUCUGGCGGUGCUCGUGGAUGGACCAGUACUUUCAGUUACAUUGUUGAGCCAGCGGUAUGAGGACGCUACUGGAGAAGAAAUGCGAGUUCCUGUGCAUUUGAAAUCUCUGGAGGAGACAAUCCUGAACACGCGGCGAAGCCAGCUUGCUUCGAAAUCAGAAGGCACGAAACGGCGGAGUCGUACCACCACGCCUCUUCCACAUUUGAUGGAGCGUGUCCGCGACGUGUUCAUGGACACGGAGUCACCUUCCGCUUCGUCAGCUCUUCCCACUCCGCGUCAUACCGAGAAGCCCGUGGGGAACCGUACUCCUGCCACCGAUUUCAUCUCAUCAGCCCGGAAGGGCUAUUCGACACCUCGUCCUCGAACACCUGAAAACGAGCCUCCACUACCUCCUCCGCCUCCGAUUGCCUCAGUAGUCGGUCCACCUCCAGCUGCUUUUACGCCUCAUUUUCCACCAUCUAUGUUGCCACCAUUUCACAGCGGUCAGAGUUGUGCUGACAGUGAAGGACUGACCAGUAACCCAGAAGAUUAUCGACGACGUGGGUGCGGCGUUUGUUCGCCUGCUUCGAUUUCUUACAACGACUACAGUGGAAUGCCUCAUAACAACAGCGGCUUCUGGUCUCCGUUCUCAUACUAUUCAACCGGAAACACCUAUAAUUCCCUCCCGAAUGACCUUCAAUCUACAUCGUGCUAUUCAUAUAGUGCGUGCUCCCCUGUUGAGUCAACAAGUGGUCGCCUAAGGCACGGAUACGCUGGCUUUGGAGACGAAUAUGGAGAACGUUCGGAUUUCCAGCGAAGAUCUCGAUAUUACGACAGGCGGUGGCGUUGUCUGCAAGCUGAAACUCAUGCGUCUAGAUCCCCGUAUUACAGAAGGCAUCAUGGAGGUGUUGGAAAUCCUUUUCGCGGUUACAGAACGCCACCACUACCGCGUGCAAGUCGCAGGGAAGAUCAUCGACAAGGAGAUUUCGUCAUAAAACGAUAUCGUUACGACGUUCCCCCUUCCCAUUUGUCGUGUAAGUCAAGCAAUCGGGACAUGAACAACAACAGUUCGUGCAGCAAUGGUCAUGUGGAAUCUAACACUCCGAAUCAUCCUCCGCGGAAGAAAAGUCGAUGGGAUUGUGCACACGGUGCUGAAACUACGGAAGGUCUUAUAGAUUUUAUCCUUCUAUGUUCAUUCGACUUUCAUAGGGCCGAGAUAUGGCAGGUUCUCUUUUUCCUCCCAAGGGUAGUGCCCGCUGUCAGUUUGGUUCUUUUUGAUGAAAGACUGAUUUCGAAAGCCAUCCUUUCUCUGUUACUUGUCAGUAUCCUUCAACAGGUAGCUUGA